Messenger RNA from Malurus melanocephalus (red-backed fairy wren), 5521 nucleotides. RefSeq names its product zinc finger protein 91-like. NCBI's taxonomy places the organism in Eukaryota, Metazoa, Chordata, Aves, Passeriformes, Maluridae. Bases 67 to 3417 code for a protein of 1116 amino acids. The record is from RefSeq and is a predicted model, not a curated record. Gene Ontology annotation, biological process: regulation of immune system process; negative regulation of transcription by RNA polymerase II; regulation of cytokine production. The transcript is spliced from 3 exons.
GCAGGAGGCGCUCGCAGCCCCGCCCCGCUGCGCACGCGUGUGGGGCUGGGCUGGCCCGGCCGGGAGAUGCCGAGCGAGGCGGGAAUGCCGCAGCCGGCCGGGGAGGGCAUCCCGCAGCCGGCCGGAGACAGCGAGACGGAGGUGUUUGAGAUUGUGCUGCCCAUCACUGUUCUCAUGCUGAGCGAUGAGGAUUUUCUCCAAAGCGAUGCUGAAGAACAGAAAGUGUCCAUUCCUGGGGUAAAGCAGGAGUUUGAAUUAAGCAACAGCCCUUGCGUGAAAAAUGAAUGGGAGCCUGAGGUGAAACAGGAGUUUAAAUUAAGCAACAGCCCUUGCGUAAAAAAUGAAUGGGAGCCUUCAAACGACAGUAGCAGUGUAAGCAAUUGGGGUGAAAACAAGACUGUUUCAAACGAAGAUAAUUUUGAACAUAAGUGGUUUGCUCAGAGUGUGUGUAACACAUCAAAAUUACCUUUAAGCAAUGGAUGUGAUGCAGACACGAACAUAUAUGGAGAAAAUUGCAUGUUACCUACAUCGUCUUGCAAAACAGAGCCUCCAGAGAUAAUCAAAUACAGUGAUGGAGAAGAUUGUGGUGGUGAUGAUGGCUUUCAGAAGAUGCCUCCUCUCCUCUCCAGUGCUGACAGUGACAGAGCUGACACUGUUGAGACAAGCAGACCAUGGCUGUGGAUAGCGGAACCCAAACAGGAAGAAGAACCUGUCAGUGUUGGAAGUKUUCUUUUUGAUGGCAGUCCACAGAAACAACCAGAAAUCGACAAGGAGAUAAUAAUGGUUAAAAUUGAAGAUCCUGAUUCCUUAAAGAAUGAAGAUAAUGAAAGUGAUAACAUGAGAAUAAUCAAAAUUGAAGAUGAAACUCUUUUGGAACAUGGCUUGAAAGAGGAGAAAUUUACCUAUGAUUGUUCUGAACCAUUUCUUAAUGGAUGKUCUCCGAUUUUUGAAGAUGUAGGGAAAUCUGAGAUGAAUGGUUCCACUUCUGCUGAAUCAAAUACUACCGGAGAGCAUAUUUACAAGAUGUUAACACCAUUCCCUAAGAAAAAMCAAAAAGUUUUGCAACAAAAAAUUGUUUCUUCUCGUGAAAGCUCAGAAGAAUUCCAGAACCAGCAAGAAGGUUUAACAUGUCUGAAUGAUAGUAUGACCAUCACACCUCUUCCUAAAACAUCGUGUUCUACCAAGGAGAAUGAAAGAUGGAGUUUCAAAUGCAGGUUUUGUAGUUCUGUGUAUAAAUUCAAUGCGCACCUGAAGAAACAUAUUUAUUCAGCUCAUAAAGAUAAGAAAAUACAUAARUGCUGCUUUUGUAAAAGAACUUUUUUCUUUUCUUUCAACCUUAAGAAUCACCUUAAAUUUCAUAAGAAGGUUGCUAGGUUGCAAAAGGCAAGAAAAAAAAGAAUAAAUGCAAGAAAAGUGAGGCAGAAAGAAGCUGAAGAAGGCGAAUCUGAGACCAUGAGAAAAGAAAGUAAAUAUGAGAAAUUUUUCAUUAAAAUUGAAAGGGACUUUGCACCUCUGGAUGUGCCAGUUAACUUCUCCUGCAGAAUUUGUUUCUUUGYUUCAUCAARUCCUAGGAAUUUUAUUCAUCACAUGAAGGGACAUAAGGGGAGACCACCUUACCAAUGCCCUCAGUGUGAUUACUCCUGCAGCAGCUUAUCCUACCUGUUAAAUCACAUGUAUUGGCAUGCUGGCUAUAAGCUCUAYCAGUGCAGGUUCUGCACCUUUCUUUCAUUGUAUUUUGCAAGCAUGGUGAGGCACAGCCACAUCCACGCAGGGGAUAAACCAUAUUCCUGUGAGCUCUGCCAGGCAGCAUUCACCAGCACCUCAGGGUUGGAGAGGCACAGGAGGAUACAUGUAGGAACAGAAACGUGCCAAGGACAGCAACCUGACUGCCUGAGUGGGAGAAAGAGAACUGAAAGACUUCUAAAGARCUAUCCAUGUGAUGAAUGUAACCUUAUGUUCUACACUAAAGGRCAUCUCAGCUUCCACAAGAAAUUUCAUGAACAGUUAAAGGCGACUGCUAAUCGCUAUACAAGUCAGAGCAAUAAACACUGUAAAAGCAAAAUACGCAAAGCUGAUGGUAAUUCUCAGGGCCAUCUUUCUCACUCUCUUUUUAGUAGAGAAAAUGAUUGUCUCAGUGGGGGAAUCCUGGCUUCAGAAGUAGGUUUUGAGCAAGCAGGUGAUGUGUGGGACAAUAAGAAAAUACGCCCUGGAAAGAAAUUUUCUGAAGAUAGUCAUGGCAGCAACAGCCUGGUUGUUCCUGGGAAUAGAUCAGAAGUUCCUCAGACUUCACACCAAAUGGACACUGCCACUUACAAAGAGGAGCCUUUCUUCAAAUCAGAGGCUUCUCAUUCACGAGUGCAAGACUAUGCUUCGUAUCAUAACUUUGUGGAUAAGUGUCCUUCCAAUUUAAAUACAUUCCAAACAUACACAUGCCAGCACUGCAGUUAUGUUACUGCUGUUCCUAACAACUUCAGGCUCCACCUAAAGAUACAUACGAAUGAAAGACCAUUUGUGUGUAAUGAGUGCAAUGAAGCAUUUAAAACAUCAAACCAUUUGCAGGAACACAGCCUUCUUCAUGUGAAAAAUGGACAGGAGUUUGGCAGUUGCCUCUUUGUAGAGAGGUGUUUAGAGAAUCUUGAAGUGCAUCGUGAAAUCCACAGAGGCAUGUAUCCAGAUACGGAUUUUGAUUCUUGCGAAGAUUCAAACAGCAUGCUUGGUUCAGAAGUCAGUGGAGUUCAGCGAGGUGUUCAGAGUGGCACAGCAAAUCAUGUGCAAGCACGAAGUCAGCCACAGUGCUAUCAGUGUGUGGAGUGCAGCUAUGCUACUGGCAUUUUAAGCAACCUGAAACUCCACAUYAGAACUCACACAGGUGAGAAGCCCUACACGUGCACUGUUUGUCAGAUGAAGUUCCGUACUUCCAGUCACCUGAAAAGGCACAGACUCACACAUUURAAAACGGAGCAAUUCAAGUGCUUGAGCUGUGACUUCUCUACCAGCAAAUGGGUGUCCUUGAAACAGCACCUGGCCUCGCACAGUGGGGAGGGAAGCUCCUCUGCUGGCUGCCUCUUUGAGCACAAGGAGCUGCCUGUCAAGGUGUACAAGUGUGAGGAGUGUGGCUAUUGCACAACCCGCAACGGGAACCUGAAGCUCCACCUGAGGAUCCACACGGGGGAGAAGCCGUUCCCGUGCGGGCAGUGCUCCAUGGCCUUCCGCACCUCCAGCCAGCUCAAGCGCCACUCGCUGACGCACCUGAGGCUGUGCUGCCAGAGGUGUGAAUAUACCACGAUGGAUAAAGACGCUUUCCAGAAGCACAUCAAAACGCACAAAAAGAAGCACAAGUGUGCAAAGUGUAACGUGGUGCUGCCCACCAAAAAACUGCUGGAGAAGCAUAAGCGGCAGCACAAGCUUGGAAUGUGAGGUUGGGCAUUGGAAGUUGGCGCUUUGUUGUGGAGAGGUUUGUAUGUCCUGAAGUUCUUCAUGGCUUUGCAUUCCUUUGCUGUACCCAGAAYGAUGGCUGGUAAUGGAUGCUUCCAGCAUUUUGGUCCAGAGGGUGAAACUUGGGGUACUGGUUUGCUGUAGGAUUCUCUGAGAGCAUCAGUUCUAACACAGGCUGUGCUGAAGAUCAUGGAGACACUUUUUCAUCCCUGCGUAACUGCUUCAAUAGAAGUCAGUUAGGAUUUGGCUAGUGGUCAUCUGUGUUCAAACUGUUAUUCUGCACCACUUAUUUUCUUGUAAAAAUGUAAUAAGAAAAAACCUCACUUUUCUAACUGAAUGUUUAAAGGGAGGGAAGGAAGGGCAUGUUAUAUUUURUAGUAAUAACUUUUCAUAUGAAAUACACCAGUGUAUCUGGAGGCUUAAUGCUACCUCCUGUCUGCUGAAAAUUGCCUCCUUUACUCCCAGGUGCUUUUGUGAUACUUGUAAGAGAACAAAAAAUAGUAUCUCACAAAAUUACGAAACAAAAUAUGCAUGUUAUCACUGGGUAAUUGUGACAUGAAAAUGUUUUCCAUAUGUCUGUAUGUACAAGAUGUUUAUUAAGCAAUUACCUUGUCUGUAGUUUUGAUAAUUUUUUGAGUAGUUUGGCAAGUGGUAAUGUCCUGAAGCAUAUAUUUUAUGAUACUGAGAAUCUUUAAAUCUUCAACUUUGUGUAAAUUUCCAGUAUGUUAAUCUAGUUUGAAAUGCCUUACCUUUUCUCAGGUUGGUAGUUACUGUGUUUGUUAAAAUAAAUUGUAUACUUUUCAAAUAGCUUCUGUUAAYAGGAGCACCUGCUGAUAAUUGUGAAUGUUAUUUAGUUACAUUGAAAAGUUUAGCAGUAUCUAAAUCUGUUAAAUUUAUUUUUGUUUAAGAGCUUCACUGUUAGUCUAAAAUACCAUCUGUGAGAAUCACUUGUACUAUGUAGCAGUUGGUGCAGGGUAUGGUGAACCCAGGUAGAUGCUGCUUCCCAUCUAGAGAAGUCUUUCUUUGUUUUAGAGUUAGGCAGUGCUAGGAACUCAUGAGUGUGAUAAGUGGUUUUGAUAACAAUGUAUUAUCCCCUUGUGUGAGGAAAGACAACAGAAAUCGAUUGGUGCAAACUCUGCCCUUAUGCUACAGCUCCGUCCACGGAGCAGCAGAAUAAACCCGUGCUUUAAUUUAGAGAAUGUAAAUGUGGAACUUGCAGUGCGUUUUUUACUGCUCCUGGAUGUGUGCUUUUCUUUAGAGAUACAGAUAAUGUCUUGUAGAGGCUUUCUGGUAAUGAAGGAGACAGACUGCAAAGAGCUGCUCAGAGAGGCAGUGGAGUGCUCCUCCUUGGGGAUAUUUAAAAGCCAUCUAGAUAUGAUCCUGGACAAUCAGCUCUGGGUGGCCAUGCCUGAGCAGGGGCUUGUCUUCAGAAUUGCAGCUAUUCUGUGACUUGGAACACAAUUUUCCAAGAGUGGAUUAAAACUCAUGGAUAGAUGCAUGUAUUUAAAGCCAGAUCAGCAAAGAUAUUCAAGUGAUCCASUUCUUCGCAGCUGCAGUAAAGUCAGACAAGUCAAUAUCUGUGUCUGAACCCUGGUGGUUACGGAUGAGUGAUUCAGAGCCACCGGAUCCAAUUGUGAAAAAGAGGAAUGUUAUGCUGUAUGAAGAAAAAAAAAGAAUUUCUGGGAAAUACUAAGGGUACUUAAGCUUGGAGGAAUUUUUACCUGCCUUACGUAUAAUUCUGAUCUUUUAUUUGAACAAAAUUCAAAAGAACAGGCACAAAAAGGAAACAAAAAUGAUGAGUGAAUUGUAAGCCUCUAUAUCAAAUGAUACUAGGAAGGCUAAAUCUGAUCAAGAGCAGUUGUUUAAAAGUAUGGUGUACAGUGAUGAUGAAGGGAGCCUGGUUUAGGGAGGUGAAUUAACUGCGGUACAUUUUUUGAAAGAGUUUGCAAAUAUAAGUUUCUUCAAGUUUGAAUUAAGAACAAGAAGGUAAUUUCAGUUGGACCUCAAUGAUUUUGUAAAAAUAAUUAUUCCUGGCACUGCCUCUAAUAAAAAUAAACAGUUUAAUGACUCCUGAUGUUGCUCUCUG